CCGACCCAAGCCCAAAUGUUUAACCCAGCCCGCCUAAAAAUAAAAAAACGAAAAACAAAAAGACCCAAGACGACGUCAUUUGAGGCCUACACUCUUCAACCCUCUCUCGAGUCUCCUUCCUCAGCCACGGCCCAACGUCUCUCCCUCUUUUCUCUCCACCAGCGCAGACUGCCAGGCACCCCACGGCUCUGGCUCUCUCUCUCUCUCUCCCUCUGCCCGCGUUUCCCUCGCUUCUUUGUGAUUUCCGCUCGCCGCCGUUCCCAGCUCCACGCCGUCCGUGUCGAUUCAUGCCGCGCCGCUAUCUACAGUUCGAUCACCGACAUUGUGAAGCUCUGCUGCACAGCCGUGCGCCACAAAGCUCCGCCGCAACCAAGCCUUUUUUUCCCUAGUCCGACACUCUCCUUCUCUUUCUCUACUCUGCACCUUCGCUCAUUGUGGAACGUCCAGCGACGCCGCUCUCGGUUUCUGACAACGUGUCUCGGUAUUAGGCUGAGCGCGGUGACCAACGAAGGCCAUCGGAGCCUGCGUGACCCCUCCACGACGCCCAUCUCCUCCGCCACUGACGACUUCGUACGAAAUCGCCUCCUGCCACAGCAACCAGUGGAGGCUGCAGCACCACAAGUCCAGGAACACGGCACCAUUCAAUUCGUGAAUUUCCAUCGCCGAGUCCAGUCGAACACCGCUUCAAGCCUGGUCUCGAACAAGCAGCUUCUCUGGCAACCUCACAGCUAUACCCUUGUCUAAUAUGCCCAGGCUCAAUUAUGGUCCCAAUGGCACGGUCUUUAUCUCAUCUGGAAUACCAGACCUCGACAAGAUUUUAGGUGGUGGG
Molecule: messenger RNA, 829 nt
Organism: Carya illinoinensis
Lineage: Eukaryota; Viridiplantae; Streptophyta; Magnoliopsida; Fagales; Juglandaceae
Exons: 5
Coding region: 16-744 (242 amino acids)
Source: RefSeq, a predicted model, not a curated record